Messenger RNA from Protopolystoma xenopodis, 801 nucleotides. NCBI's taxonomy places the organism in Eukaryota, Metazoa, Platyhelminthes, Monogenea, Polystomatidea, Polystomatidae. The record is from the annotation of a GenBank genome assembly.
GCUGUUACUGGAAAUCCAUUCUCCCCCUGGCCCUUGGACGGCGGGCUCACCCUUCCUGAGUCUGCUUUGAGACCUGGGCAUUGGUCUCUUAAUGAAAUGUAUACUCGGAUCGAGACUGCUGUUGGGUGGUCGCCCUGCCAAUGUCUAUUGCAAUUCGGCCAAUCUAAUCUUUCCGCUCAGACGCCCACAAAAUUCAACCGCCAGCUCCAGAGCAGUCGGCUAACUUGGGGUAAUAACUCUUCAGUUUCACUCUCCAGCCAAUUAACUGGUCAUGCAUCCACUGGUAGCAGCUUCGUUGCCACUACAGUUGCUUCUCCAGGUGGAGCUGGUGACGGCACUUUGACUAUGGCUGAGAUGGAAUCAGGUCUUGUUCUACCACUGCCCAGGUCGGCGAUGACGGAAUUUCUAGCAACGGGGGGAGGCUUGACUAGAUCAGAUGCAAACUAUCGGGCAUCGGUAGCCUACGGGCCAACACGGCAAUUGCAGACUAAAAUCUCUAUCAUAUUCUGUGUUUUCUCUGCUGCCCAACAGGCCCUUGUUCUCCGCGAUUAUUCAACCUUCCUCACUGCUGUUGCGGCCGUCUUACCUCGUAUUCUAGAAUGGGCCUUACCUACUUCUGAAAAUGGCCGAACCUUGCCUUGCCUUGAGACUAAUUUGAAUGAUGUACAAAUGAACCUGUCUCCCAGUGGAGAUCCUCUCUCAUGGCAUUUGCUCCGCUUCCUCACCCAUUUAGUCCUCGUUUUGCAAACAGUCGAAUCAAACCUUCCUGUACGUAUGUUACACUUUUGUUGUCCGACUUGA